AUGAGAUAUUAUUGGAGGAAGAUGUCAAGAUUUAUCUUGUAAAAGAGCAGCUGCUGGCAGUAGCCGUCUCAAAACACAGGAGAGGAAUGGAUUACAUGUACAGUGUCCUUGUUUGCUCAACUCUUUUCUUAUCACUAGCUCUGGUUCUGUGCCUAAAUGGAAAACAGUGGGGAAAGGGAACCAAGAACCUGCCUCCAGGGCCUCCAGGAUGGCCACUUUUGGGCAAUAUUUUCGAUCUUGGAACCGUGCCCCAUCAAACUCUACAGGAGCUGAAGUUGAAGUAUGGACCUGUGCUCCGGUUAAGACUAGGAUCCAUGGAAACGGUAGUGAUACAGUCGACCAAGGCUGCGGCGGAGCUGUUCAAGAAUCACGAUGCCAGCUUCUGUGAUCGUAAGUGUCUUGAUGUAUUAACGAGUCAUAACUUCAGAGAUGGGUCACUUGCAGUUGGCCAGUUUAGCCCAUACUGGCGCAUGCUUAGGCGUCUUUGCUCGAUAGAAAUGAUGACCAAUAAGCGAAUCAAUGAGACAGCCUCCAUGCGGCGAAAGUGUAUUGAUCAAAUGAUAAGGAGUAUUGAAGAUAAUGCAGUAGCUGCAAAUGCAAGGGGAGAAUCAAUCGCAGUGAAUUUACCUCGCUAUCUCUUCAUAAUGGCAUUUAACGUAGUUGGGAACCUCAUGCUGUCACAAGACCUUUUGGAUUCGCAAAGUAAAGAAGGGUAUGAAUUUUUUCAAACCCUGGGAAAGAUUUUAGUGUGGGCAGGGAAGCCAAACGUAGCAGACUUUUUUCCAUUCUUCAAAUGGUUAGAUCCACAAGGACUAAAGAAGAACAUGUUGAAAGACAUGGGACGAGCAUUGGAGAUUAUUGAAGGGUUUGUGAAAGAGAGGAUUGAGAAGCACAAACCGAAUGAGGAGAAGGCUAAGGACUUUCUAGACACAUUGUUGGAAUUUGAAGGCGACGGAAAAGAUUGGCAGGAGAAGAUCCCAUAUGAAAAAAUCAUCAUAAUCAUAAUGGAAAUGUUUGUUGCUGGGUCAGAGACUACAAGCACAGUAAUAGAAUGGGUCAUGGCAGAGUUACUUCGCAAACCUGAAGCCAUGAGAAAGGUUAAAGAAGAACUCAAUGAAGUUGUUGGAGUAAAUAGAAAUGCUGAAGAAAGUGACAUAGAGAAGCUGCCAUAUUUGCAAGCUGUUUUGAAGGAAACACUACGGUUGCAUCCUCCAGUUCCUUUACUCGUUCCAAGAAACACAAUACAAGAUACAAAUUUCAUGGGGUACCACAUACCCAAAGAUACUCAAGUUCUUGUGAAUGUAUGGGCAAUAGGAAGAGAUCCAGAUUCUUGGGAAGAUCCAUUGUCCUUUAGGCCUGAGAGAUUUCUUGGUUCAAGUAUUGACUACAAAGGGCAAAAUUUUGAGCUACUUCCAUUUGGAUCAGGAAGGCGGAUUUGUGUAGGUAUGUUAUUGGCUCAACGAAUAGUUCUCCUUGGUCUGGCAUCUUUAAUUCACUGUUUUGACUGGGAACUUGAGAAGGAUUUAACCCCUGAAACCUUAGAUAUGAGAGAAAGGAUUGGGAUAUCAGUGAGAAAGCUUGUGCCUUUGAAUGUCAUACCCAAGAGACGUCCAAGGAAAGUGACUACCUGAAGAAUAUAUAUAUAUAUAUAUAUAUAUAUAUAUAUAUAUAUAUAUAUAUUUCAAGUUUAGUUUACAUAGGAGGAGCAUCUCCUAAUAAUUUAGGAUCCUCUACAUAGAUUGUGUUGUUGUGUAAUGUAUUGUAUGAACAAGAAUAAAUAUCAUGAACUUAAAUAAUCAUUUAUUUCUUUGAAGUUUUUAAUUAA
Molecule: messenger RNA, 1825 nt
Organism: Hevea brasiliensis (rubber tree)
Lineage: Eukaryota; Viridiplantae; Streptophyta; Magnoliopsida; Malpighiales; Euphorbiaceae
Product: iridoid oxidase-like
Exons: 3
Coding region: 87-1631 (514 amino acids)
Molecular function (GO): oxidoreductase activity, acting on paired donors, with incorporation or reduction of molecular oxygen; monooxygenase activity; iron ion binding
Source: RefSeq, a predicted model, not a curated record